Molecule: messenger RNA, 4308 nt
Organism: Fusarium musae
Lineage: Eukaryota; Fungi; Ascomycota; Sordariomycetes; Hypocreales; Nectriaceae
Exons: 4
Coding region: 1-4308 (1435 amino acids)
Source: RefSeq, a predicted model, not a curated record
AUGGGUAAGACCAUGAACUUGAUAACUAACAUUUCUCUGGCCAUGAACGGAGGAGACUACAUGAAAGGGGCUGAAUGGGGCUGCAACUUUGAGCGUGAAGCAUUUCACAAAUCUGCUACAAAGACAGGUUACUCACAACCAUUCCAGGAAAUUUACGACCAGGAGAUGGGUAAUAAGAUCAUGGAAUUCUUUAAGAGACGCCAGGCCAAUGAACCCACACUCCAGAACAGUAUCAAUGUCAGCGCUCAAGCGCAGGCACAAGCACAAGCACAAGCGAUGAUGAACAUGCAGAUGGGACGCGGCAUAGGCCAAGGCCCACAGCAAGGCUUCCAGUCUAUGCAGCACCCGAUGCAAGGUGGCCAGAUGAACCAAGCACAACAACAGUUGCCGAUGAAUGCCGGAAUGAACAUGGGCAUGCCGAACCAAGCUGGUCGUGGGAUGGGCCCCGGCCAGCAGAUGGUAGGUAUGGCUGGAGGUCAGAACCGACCUCAAGCAACUUCAUUCCCUUCGGACAUGGCACGGCUUUCGCAACAAGACAGACUCAAGGUUAGCGAGCUUGCACAAAAGAUGUUUAACACUGCCUCGGAGCAGCAGAAACAAAACACCCGAGUGCAACUUUCUCAAAGGAUAUCCCCCACGCAGAUGAACGAACUCACUGCCUCAGGCAAAGAUCCUUUGAUGUGGUUUUAUCAGAACCAAGCCUUCCAAGUUCUUAAAGCGAAUAUGGCCCGAAUUCAACAGGGCCAGCAGCCGCAAGGGAUGGGACAGAAUCCCAACAAUAAUCAAGCUCCCAUGAUGCAACAGCAGGCAAGUCAGCAAGGACUUCGCCAGCAGCAGGGUCAGAUGCCUCAACAAGGACAGCAGCAGCAUAGUAUGAUGAAUGGCAAUCAGGGUAACAACGACUAUAACUCCUUUGCGCCCAAUAUGGAUAGCAUCGAGAAACAGCAGAUGAAUGGUUUGAUGGCUCAGCAAGCCGGUCAGAUGGUAGUACCUGCCAGUGCCGGACCGAAUCGAAACGCAACCCCCCAACCGCCGAUGGGCCAGAACGCACCCAACCAGCAAGGUCCUAAUCAAGGCCAGCGACCGCCGCAACAACAGCAGCAGAACAUGAAUCUUCAGCAAAUGAAGAUGUCGAACCAAGUCUCGCAGCAGUCACAGGCACAACUGCAGGCACAGCAGAUCAAGCAGAUGCAAAACCAGGCCGGCAUGGCUGCCAACAUGCAGCCUUCCCAAAGUCCUGCAAUGAACACCCUCAACACACCUGUUUCUCGGCCUGGCAACAUGAACCAGGGUGCUGGACAGGGCGGUGUUCAGUUUGGGGACCAGCGUUUCAACCAAGGAGCACAACGGCCUAACAACCAGACUUUCCAGAACAUGCUGGCAAGUCUACCGCAAGAGCAACGGCAGAUUGUGAGCGGUCUGACUCCAGAUAAGUUGAAUGAGGUAAUGCAACGUUGGCAGUCAAAGCGCAAUGAGCAAAUGGGCCUAAAUAAUGGUGGACAACUUCCUCCAGGGCAAAUGGGGAACCGACCUCCAAGCCAAAUGAACCAGAUGAACCCUAACGGCGCUGGACAAAUGCCAGUCAACAUGCAGCAGCAGCAAAAUGGAAUGCCUAUGAAUGGCAACCCGCAGCAAAUACAGAUGCCUCGGAUGGCCGCGAACCAGCAGCUGGCUAUGAUGGACUCUAUGGAUUUACCUCCUCAAGUCCUCAGUCAGCUCCAGAACCAGAUCCCCCCAGAGGUCAAGAAAUGGGCACAGCUCAAGAUGUGGCUUCAGCAAAACAACAUUCCCCAGCAACUACGGACGCAACUGGUAACCGUUCAGCAAAGGCAGUUCCAAAUUGCCCUUCAGCGACGCGCUAGUGCCAUGCAACAGCAGCAACCGGGCCAGCCAGGACAGCAGCUUUCACCUCAACAGCAAGGCCAACCGCAGCAGCCAGGACAAAACAAUGUCAACCCUGGCAUGCAAGCGCCAGGUGGACCUGGACCCAAUCCUCUCCAAGCAGGACGACCACAGAUGCCAGUCAAUAUACCAGCACACAUCCUGCAGGUUUCUCCGCACGAAAUAGCCACACUUCGGAAUAGACCUCAGUUCGCUCAAGCAUCUGAAGAACAAUUACGCAAUGCGAUUCUCCAGAUGAAGAGGAGUUCCUGGGCGAGCCAGCAGGCACAGCAAAUGCGAAAUCAACAAGCCCAGGCUCAGAUGGUGCAAGCUCGUAAUGGUCAAGGCCAGCAAGGUAUGCAGACACAGAUGGGUGUUCCCCCGACACAAAUGCAGCUUCAACAACCACCCCAGCCAAACCAAGCACCGCAGGCCCAGAACAUUUCAGGAGCCAGCAACAUGGGGCCGAAUAAUACUGCUCAACAAGCGGCCCAGAAACAACCAAGCGUGACUCCAGAGCAAGCACGAAAUGCUCGCCCGCAGCCUACCAACAACCGAGCACAGCCUCCAAACCCAUCGCCAGCAUCCGCCCCGAAGAAUCUCAAGCGCCCGAGCAGCGACGAUGCCAUCGAUGUACCCGAGACCGCAAAGGCAGCGCCCGCGAGACCAGCGUCACAGCCCAACCAGCCACAGCAGGCACAAGGCCCAAGAAUGUUGACUCCUCAGCAAAUUGCACAGCUCACACCAGAGCAGCGAGCCAAAUAUGAAGCGAUGAUGAGGGCACAGAUGAACAAGGCAGGCCAGAUCCCUCCUCAAGGUGCAAGCGAGAUACUGUCGCGUCUUAAGUUACUCGGACAAGAGGAGCAACGACAAUCUGUGAAAGAGAACGAUCCUGAGAUUCCGAUGUCACAGCAGGAAUACCAGGAGACAGCUGAGAAGCUCAAGAAAAUUGUGGUUGAUAUGAGCAAGAUCGGCCGUGGUUUGAGCAGAUGGUAUGGUCUCACGCGUGAUGACCAAAGAGCGAAGAUGUUCUUCCGAACUCGAUGGAGGAUUCUCAAGCAGUUCUCCGAUGGCGAGAAGAUGUCCGUGCCUAAAAGCGUGUUCACGAUGCGAGCCGUGGAAAUCGAUCAGGCUCGAAAUAUGCUGGAGAGCAUGGCGAAGGAUCUCGCGGCGAGCGUGUAUGCUAGAGGCCUGAAUCCUGCUAACAGACAAGCCACACCCCAAAAUCAGAAUGCCCAGGCUGUCCAACAACAACAACCAUUCUCUCAACAGCAGCAGUCUCAGCCCCAACCUGACCAGCCAACGCAACCUCCAGGAGGACAAGCAGCUCCCGCCAACGCCGAAAACGGUCGUCGCAACUCUCAAGCUCAGAAUACUACUCCUAAGGGAGGCAACAAGGGCUCGCGGGCCCCAGAAGCUCCUACAAGCGCUCGGCCCCCCUUCCAGUUGGCUCCUCAUGGCAACCCAACUUAUGUCACACCGUCAAGGGAUAUCAACCUGCAGCUACCCACAGGACGCAAGAAGCAAAAGACUGGACAGACUCCCCAGGGCGCUACCCCUUCGCCUAAAAUUAGCAAGAAAGGAUCCCCUGAGCUUCGAAGGACGUCCGAAACACAGUUGCCACCUAAGCCAGUCUUUCUUUGCAAGGAACCCGAGUGCGAGUUUUCCACCACUGGCUACAGCACUGAGCAAGCUCUUCAGCAGCAUGUCUACGAGGAGCACACGAAGCCUCGAGAAGAUCCUCUCAAGUUUGCCCAGGAGAACCUGGCCUUGGCCCUCGGACUCGAGCCCGAUGGCACUAUCAAGCGGGAGCCAGGUACUGAAGCCGCUGCAAUGAGCUUGACCAACUCCAAGCAAGGCCAGACACCUGUCACUAUGGCGGCAACACCUGUGUCUAUCACGGAUGCCGGCAUGAAGCGAUCAGCCAGCAGCAUGGGUAAACCUCAAGACAAGGCCGGCCUCAAAGCUGGUACAACCCCCAAGAUGGCGGAUAUCAAGCCGGUUGAAUCGACAACAGUUGAUCCUUGGGCCAACGCGACUAUCGACACUGAGAUGCUGGUGAGCAACCUUGGAGUUGAGCGCGGGUACGGAUUUUACGAUAACCCCUACUAUGACCUCAACGCUCUUAGCUACUUGACACCCAGAGAUACACCUGACUCGGUCAAGGAUAAUGGUAGCAGCGAGCCUAACAGCGAUCUUCCAGAAGGUGCAGCCAUCGACAUGAAUGCGGAUUGGCAUAACAUGGAUACAGAUCUGCUUCUGAACAUGACCAACACUUUGGACGCAAGCGGUGUAAUGGGUAUCGACCCUUCGGCCUUAUUCGACCCGCCAUCGUUGCAAGAACCGGACUGGGAAGAUGUGAAGAUGGACUUUUCGAAACCUUUCCAAUUCGACACUAGCCAACAUUACUAUAUGGCAACCUCAUAA